Messenger RNA from Poecile atricapillus (Black-capped chickadee), 5254 nucleotides. It is a transcript of the gene PTGES3, whose product is annotated as prostaglandin E synthase 3. Lineage: Eukaryota; Metazoa; Chordata; Aves; Passeriformes; Paridae. The coding region runs from base 3873 to 4394 and encodes 173 amino acids. The transcript is spliced from 8 exons. Gene Ontology annotation, biological process: telomerase holoenzyme complex assembly; chaperone-mediated protein complex assembly; prostaglandin biosynthetic process. Gene Ontology annotation, molecular function: prostaglandin-E synthase activity; Hsp90 protein binding; protein-folding chaperone binding. The record is from RefSeq and is a predicted model, not a curated record. Gene Ontology annotation, cellular component: cytosol; nucleus.
AUCUGUUUGUAAACUUCCAGUUUUCCACGUAAAAUCCAUCCCUGGGUUUUGCGCUGUCCCUGAGCGUGUCCAAGGCCAGGCUGGACAGGGCUGGUGUGGAACGGGACGGGCUUUCAGGUCCUUAACAACCCGAACCGUUCCAGAAUUCGCUGAAAUUCGAGGGGCCAAAAGGUCCCUCAGGAGGAGGUGGAAUCGCAUGGAAACCCCCGGUGUGGGUGAGCCGCUGGAUCUCCGAGUGUUUCCACGUGCAUCCCGAGCGGAAUCCCGGCUGCUGCAGUGCCAGGGAGCUCUAAUUAAUCUCCUUCCUUGGAAUUCUCCCGGGGCCGCUUCAGCCACCCAAAACCAGCUCGGGGCAGAGCUCCGGUCGACGUGAGUGUUCCCUGGCAGAGCUCAGGAAAGAAGAGCCGGAGUUUUCCGUGUGCGGGGUGACACUCAGGAGGGAAAAGUGGCUGGGAAAGAAGAGCUGCAGUGCCCUGGGAGAUGCAGGCAGCAUUCCCACAUCUCCAGCGGCAGGACAAGGCUUCCAACUGCUAGAGAGCAGGGUUAAGUGAGAUAUUGGGGCAAAAAUUCCUCCUCAGAGGGCGGUGAGGCACUGGGAUGGAUUUUCCAGAGGAUGCCCCAUCCCUGGAGGUGUCCAAGGCCAGGUUGGACAGGGUUUGGAGCAGCCUGGGAUAGCUGGAGGUUGCACAUGGCAGGGGGGGAGGCUGAAUGAGCCUCAAGGUCCCUUCCAACCCAAACCAUUCCAUGAUUCUGUGACCUCCACGUGUCUGGCUGGAGGGACUGGAGGCAGUAGCACUUCCUGAGGUUUUGUUUUGUCAGGAAUUUGGUCUGAGGACAGCGUUAUGGGGACCGGUGGUUUUCGGUCCCUUGUCCCCAGCCAGGCUUUUACUUUUGUUCUCAAACCCUAAGCAGUGGAGGUGCUUCAUCUUAACAUGAGUGAAAGUGAGAGAGUGAUCAAGCUGGAGCUUUUUGGUGUGAUUUCUGUAGAUUUCAUCAUCCUGAAACUGCAGCGCUGCUGCAUCUGUGUAGAAUUGUCUAAAAUCUAAAAUGAGGCGCUUUUUUUAAUGAAAAACACACCUUUCCAGGGUCUCUAAAUGAAAGGAAAAGUCACUUUGUAAAACAGGUUUUAUUGCUGUCUGGGAGGGGAAAAUCUGGUUGAGGAUCUGACUCCUGCAGCGUCCUCGAGCUGGGGGAGCUGUCAGGAUCCUUCCAGGAGACAAAGAUGGGAUUCCAUAGGCACAGGAUACAGACAGAGAACACGAGAACAGGUUUGGAAACUUCCUCAGAGCCACAGAUGGGGAGAUUUGAGAUUCCACUGGCGAGUUCAGCGUGUCAGAAGCUGCUGCUGCUGUGCCAGAGACCAGGAUAUAUCCAGGGAUAUCCAAUAGAGCCCCCGUGGAUCAGGCAGAGCCUUGAGGGCUCUGCAGUGAAACUGAGCCUCCACAUUGCCCAUCAGUGCUGCUGGGAAGCUUCUAGAACCUGUUCCACAGUGCUGGAAUAACGAUUGCCAUUGGAAUGUGGGGACUGGAAGAGCCAGAGGAGCCGUGGGGGUGGCCGUGGCUGCUCAGGAAGUCCCCAAAACACAGGUGGACAGGACAGAGGAAAUCCUCACUGGAAUGGAGCACUGGGAACCACCCAGGAUGGAGCACGUUUAAAUUCCCUUUUUCCAAAUCCCAGGGGGGUGCUGGAUAACCAAAACACCCUUGGCACGAGGCUGAGCUCCCUGGGGAUUCGGGUAACAGGUGGUGGGUCAGUGCCUGUGAGAGGAGAUUUUCCGUGGGUGUGUGGGAACACUGGGAGCACGUGCACGGCUCCCCACGGGCUGCUGCUGUGUGGGGUUUGUCUCCUGGGAAUCUCCGUGUGGGCAGGAGACAAAAAGCAGCUGCGGCUUCCGCCUCAUCCCAACUCUCCGGCGGGUCCUGCGUUACUGGUUGGAACGGGUGAGUCCUGACUGGAGCUCACAGGGAGGUUUCCCUCCUCCCUUUGGGAGGUUGAGAUUGGAAAAGCAGAUAAAAGGAGGAGAGGCAGCUCCAGCGCAUUCCAAGCACACUUGGGGUGGAUUCCCAGGAAAGCAGCGCAGGUUUAGGUUCAGAAACGCGGAUUUUGGCCAAGUAAAACUUAUCUGGGAUCUUGCUGCUCUGCAGCUCGAUGUGUGUGUGUGUUGCCUUGAGCUGAGUGGGAUUUCUGGAAGCACUGGGAGUUUUGUUGGUGCCUCAAAUCCCCAAUCCUGGCGGAGAUGCCGAGGUCAGGGCCGGCAGCCGGGACGCGUGCGGCUCCCUGGGAAGGCUGGAGAUGUCUCCAUUGACAUUGAGAACUGGGAAGUGUUAACUCCAUUCAGCCCCUGCGUCAUCCAGGCAGGGACACUGAGAUUUCUGUUGGAUAAUGGGGCUGGAGCGACGUUCCAAGUGCCCCACGCUGGGGGGUUUUGUCUCCCAGCACAGAGGGAACAGAGCAGGGCAUUUCUCAUCUUCCUUUCCUCUUGAGAGUCUUUCAUUCCCCGUUAAAAGAGAAAAUCUGUGUCCAAGAAGGGUUUAAAAAUACCACAGUAAGAAAAUUGCUGCUCUGCUGCUGCACUUCACCUGAAUAAGGUGAUAAUUAAUAUUCCCUGAAAUGCUGCUAUGGGGAAUGAGGGGAAGCAUCAGGUUUUCACCCCUGGAACAGCUGAAACUCAAGGCUGAAUUCAGAAUCCACUUGUUUUUAUGCUCUUGGAAAUUAAAUCCUUGGACAUUGGUCUCUGCUCAGGUGUUGUGGCACCUACAGGAGGCUGUCCAAAGCAUCGUGGCCAUUCUGCUGCCUUUCCCUGAGCUGGCACCAGUUUGUCCAGGACUGUGGCACUGGGGGAGCUCAGAGGUGACUGGUUUGGGGUUCAGCUGGAGCUGGGCUGUGCCAUGGUUGGGUUCAUCCCUAGGAAAUGUGAAUGGGAGCAGUAGGAGCCUUCGGGUGAGUCCCUUUACUAAAUGUGCCACAGCUCAGUGCCAACAAUUAAUUGAUGGUCAGGUGAGUCAAAAUCUUGAUGUGGAAGUUUAGCAAAGGAUUCCUUAAUAAACACCUUAAUAAAGGACACCAACAAUUAAUUGAUGAUCAGGUGAGUCAAGAUCUUGAUGUGGAAGUUUAGUGAGGGGCACCUUAAUAAAUGGUCUGGAAGGUUAUUUUUUGGUCAGAUACUGGCUGAGAGAGCAGCACCAAGGGCCUCACCUUGGUGAGCUGGCAGCUGCUGUCACAGGCCAUGUCACAUCAGCUUUCCUGGUUUAGAUCCUUGUCCAGAGCCUUCCACCCCAUCCCACUGCACAUCUCUGCAGGGGCAUCAGCUGGGAAAAAUUCCUCCCUGUGAGGCUGGGGAGGCACAGGAAUGGCAGAUAAAGGGGGUUAAAGAGGAGAUUAAGAUGGGCUGUUGGGAUGAAACACCUCCCUGCGAGGCUGGUGAAGCCCUGGAAUGGAUUUCCCAGAGGAUUCCCCAUCCCUGGACGUGUCCAAGGCUAGUUGUUCCAACCUGGGCUAGUGAAAGGUGUCCCUGCCGGGGCAGGGGUGGCACUGGCUGAACUUUAAGGUGCUUCCCAACCAUUCCAUGAUUCCCUGAGCUCGGGAAGACAAACGAGGGUGAGGAGCAGCUGUGGCCUCUGUGCCUUAGCAACAGCCCUGCCGGGAGACUGUUUGGUUCUCCUGGAAUGCAGGCGGUCCCUGGGCUCGGCCUCAGUUGCCAGGGGAGGACUGGAAGGGGGGAGGAGGUGUCCCAGCCCAGCCAGGUCGUUUUCCCCGCUCCACAGAGCACAGAGAGUUGCAGGUGAGUUCUCAGGGUGGAACUGCAAACACAGGAGCUGGUCCAGAGCUCUGUGGCUUUCCCAGCUCCCCUGGGCACACUGUUGCUUUUGGAGAUGGUUGUGCAGAGGCAGAAGAAUUCCAUGGGAGUCCCAGUGCAGCCUGCCUCUGCAAAGUGGUACGACCGGAGGGACUACGUCUUCAUCGAGUUCUGUGUUGAAGACAGCAAAGACGUAAAUGUAAAUUUUGAAAAGUCCAAACUCACGUUCAGCUGUCUUGGAGGAGGCGAUAACUUCAAACAUUUAAAUGAAAUCGAUCUUUUUAAUAAUAUCGAUCCAAAUGAAUCAAAGCAUAAAAGAACAGACAGAUCCAUCUUGUGUUGUUUACGAAAAGGAGAGUCUGGUCAGGCAUGGCCAAGGUUAACAAAAGAGAGGGCAAAGCUCAACUGGCUCAGCGUGGACUUCAACAACUGGAAAGACUGGGAAGAUGAUUCAGAUGAAGACAUGUCCAAUUUCGAUCGCUUUUCUGAGAUGAUGAACAACAUGGGAGGAGACGACGACGUAGACUUGCCAGAAGUAGAUGGGGCAGAUGAUGACUCACCAGACAGUGAUGAUGAAAAAAUGCCGGAUCUGGAGUAAGGCAAACCGUCGUCUUCAGGGUUUUGGGGAAAGAAGUUCAUCACAACAUUUCAUAAUUGAGAUAAGAAUUCCUGAGUUGAUAGCCCUAAAGGGAGAUCCUGCAUCCUUUAACCCAUUUUCAGUCCAUUUUAAAUGGCUUCACUGAUGGUAGGUGUGUCCCAUGGCACGGGGCGGUCUUAAAAGCCACGAGAGGCAAUAAUGUUAUGCAUGAACCGUUUUCCAGACUUCCAAAAAACAACAAAAAAAACCACCAAACCAACCCAAUUGAGGUGUAGGCAAUCCGUUCAGAACAGUUGCAAUAAAGUUUACAGAGCCUCCUUGCCUCGUAGCAGAUGUAAUUAUAAUGGGAGAACCCUGAAUUAACACUGAGUGGUAAAAGAGCAUUUUUUUCCCCCUCUCUCCACGGCCUGAAAUUGUUUUUACCGGGAACAAAAAACUGUUGUCAUUGGCUCCCCAAAUUCAGCAGGCGAGGCGCAUCCCUCUGUGGUGUCUUCAGGUCUGUUCCACUAAAAGUUUGUAUUUGCAAAAGGAAACUUUAAAAAACAAAAAAAUUCUCCUCGUUUUUGGUGUUCGCCCCCGAGCCCCCCGAGCGGUGGCGGUGGCCGGAGCCUGCCCCUGGUCCCGUGUGACCCCCAAACCUUUUCCACCUCCUCGCCCGGGGUGCGAGUGUGGCUGUACAUUGUUGCUUGUCAAUCUGUACAUUUAGACCAAAUCGUAUUUGCACUGUGGGUUUGGCAGCAAGUGACAGACCGUGGGGCGCGCGGGCGCCUGCGAACCGGGCUGAAAAACCUCAAUUUAUGUUCAGAGCAGCUGGGAUUUUUUUAAUGUCUGCAUUCUUUCUAAUAAACUGUUGAAGACUC